UGGAAAAGUUAUAAAAGGGUGAAGCGACUUGAUGCAGUUACUGCGGUGCGAUAAUGUGGAAAGCACUGUUUUUAGCGGCCUGCUUGGUUACUUUACAUGUGGCACUCUCGUGUGACGAUGAUGCUGAAUGUGGCCCCAAUGAGCGAUGCAUAGCAUGCCCGGACACUAUGUGCAUCCCACAAAAGUGUUCCGAGCGAGGCUUAAAGGUAGCCUGCCCAGUAUUGGGCCCCGACGGCAGAUGUCCCGGCGAACCGAGAUGUAUCUGCGUCGAUGGUUACUUGCGAGACGAUACAAGUGCUAAUGCCAAUGGUACUUGCAUUCAAGCGAAAAAAUGCAAGCCACCAACGUCGGCGGCAACCUCGUUGACGACGGACGCGACCACGGACGAGCCCUGUGGUAGCUGCGGGGCACAUACCUGCCCAGCAAACGAGGAGUAUUCCCCUUGCGUCCAAAGCGGCUGUACUGCCAAGAACUGUAGCCAACUCGGGAAGCCGGUGCCUUGUAUAAGGAUAGAUCCGAAGUAUUGUAUUGAGGGGUGCGUCUGUAAGAAGGGCUACUUGAGGAACGCAAAAGGAAUUUGUGUGCCUGAAGACCAAUGCAACACAAAACCCUGCCCGGUCAACGAAGAAUACUCCUCCUGCAUCAACGGUGGAUGUGGACCCAGAAACUGCAGUCAGAUCGACAAGUCGAGGACCUGUGUGGAUCCUGUCAAGUGCAUUGAGGGAUGCGUCUGUAAGCAGGGCUGGUUGAGGGCCGGAAAUGGAACCUGCGUACCUAAGGACCAAUGCAGAACAAAAUGCGGACUAAACGAAGUGUUCAGCGACUGUCCCAACCCCUGUCCGCCCAGGAAGUGCAACCUCAAAAAUGCAGUGUUCAAAUGCAAGGCACCACCCAAGCCAGGGGAUCCUGAAUGCAAGCCUGGGUGCACGUGCGCUAAAAACUAUUACAGAAAUGCGACAGGAUCGUGUGUGCUGAAGGAGAACUGCGAAAAACCAUUAAAAUGCCCAGUAAACGAACAGUAUGAUCCCUGCCCGAUGAUCUGUCCGCCUCAAAAAUGUGGUGUCAACCCAGCUCUGAUCCUGUGCCUUCCUAAUCCAGAGUAUGGCAAUCCUAACUGUAAACCAGGCUGCAUCUGCAAGAACUUAGAAGUACGAAACGAUGCCGGACAAUGUGUCCCGAAGGAUAAAUGCCCAAAAUGUACUGGCCAGAACGAAUACUGGGAACCCUGCAUUCAAGGCUGCUCCAACCAAACCUGCGGAAGCAUCGGUCAGAAAUACUACUGCCCGUUACAGAAAGGCUGCAAGAGUGGCUGCAGAUGCAAGCCCGGAUUCUACAGGAAAGAUGUUGGAUCACCUUGCAGUCUCACAGAGGAACAGUGCACCAAAGGAAAGUGUCCGCCUGGUGAGAAUUGGAACACGUGUCCUGCGAUCAAAUGCGAUGCGGAUUACUGCGGAAAAAAUAAAGAUUCACCAAAAUGGUGCCCGAUUGGGAUAGUAUGUGACCCGCCAAGAUGUACAUGCGAAAACAAUAAAAAAAGAGACAGGAAAAAUGGCAAAUGUAUCCCAGUGGUUGACUGUCCACCAUUCCCAUGCCCCCGCAAUGAAGAGUAUAAAGUUUGUCCACCACCAUGCCCCGGAGAGACGUGUUCUGAGCACAUUACCGGGCCGCCGGGUGGGCACUGUCCGCCGAACGAGCCCGUGACUAUCUGCACUCCACAGUGCAGGUGUUUCAAAGGAUAUUCCAGAAACGAUAAUGGAACGUGCAUACCAAGUAAAAACUGCCUUGAGGCAACACCUAUAACUACAGUAAAACCGCCUACUAUCAGCACCGGUGACAGAGGCUCUGGAUUAGCAGGAGUACUUGAUGGCAUCACAGCAUUCACUGGAAAAUGUCUUUAUGAACGCAUGCAAUCUGCACCUAACGAGAACAUAAUAAUGUCCGCCAUGUCGGUGUUCACUCCGAUAGCUCAGCUUUGUCUCUACUCGAACGGACCCGCCUUUGAUCAGUGCAUCAAAACACUGAAUCUUAAAGAUAAACAAGACAUCCGAGAUACAUUUGAAAAUUUCUCCUCCUUAUACGAAGGCGUUACCAGUGUUAACUUUUCCACUGCUGCCAAAGUCUAUUCCAGUGAUAAGUACCAGCUGAGCGAUGGUUUCAAAAAAGAUGCCAUCGACGUCUUCCACGCCGCAGCACAAGAGAUCGAUUUCAUUAAAAAAAUUCAAGCUGCAGCUAUAAUGAACGCCUGGGUUGAGAGUAAAACCAACAAUCGCAUUAAAGAUCUAGUUUCACCUGAGAUGCUAAGUGAAUCGACAAGGAUUGUACUUAUCAAUGCCAUUUACUUCAAGGGUAAAUGGUUGAAACAAUUUAAUGAAAAUGAUACGAAAGAAGAAGAUUUCUAUUUAAGCGAUGGUUCAACUACAAAAACCAAGUUGAUGUAUCAAGAAAUCAUGGACCUAGAGUACGGAGAAGAUGCAUCUUUAGAUUGCAAGGUCGUUCGAAUUCCUUACACAGGCGAAGAGAGCUCCGCGAUAAUUGUUUUGCCAAACAGCAUUAACGGCACAAUGCAUUUGGCCCAAAAUCUACAAUUUCCAGCAAAUUGGAAGAAACUCUUAGAUAGCCUCUCCCCUCAAAAAGUGCAACUAUAUUUACCGAAAUUUGAAAUUAGCACUACUACAGACUUGAAGGACUUAUUAAAGAAGGCUAAUAUAACUAAUUGGUUUAACUGCGGCAAUUCUGGUUUAUCCGGGCUUUUAGCCAAGCCAGAAGAUAUCUGCAUAACAGAGGCCAUUCAAAAAGCGUGGUGUGAAUUCAAUGAAAUAGGAACAGAGGCUACUGCAGCUAAUGUAUUUGUGGGCGAAACUACUACAGCAGUCAGGCCACCUCCUCCACCGCCAAAAAUUUUCAGAGCAGAUCACAGUUUCCUUUUCUACGUUUUGGUGAAGAAUACAAUAAUGUUCCAAGGUCGCAUCGCGGAAUCGGCCCAGCCAACCGAUUAAUGCUGUCGUUAUUACUAGGAUGUCUGCAUCAAUUCAACCCAGAAAAUUAAUAUUCCGCGCUGAUCACGGUUUCCUUUACCAUAUCCUUAUGAAAGAUCAAAUAAUGUUCUCUGGUG
This is a messenger RNA of Cydia pomonella (codling moth), 3112 nucleotides long. Its product is annotated as multiple epidermal growth factor-like domains protein 6. The transcript has 19 exons. Lineage: Eukaryota; Metazoa; Arthropoda; Insecta; Lepidoptera; Tortricidae. The coding region runs from base 54 to 2996 and encodes 980 amino acids. The record is from RefSeq and is a predicted model, not a curated record. Gene Ontology annotation, molecular function: serine-type endopeptidase inhibitor activity.